Jaculus jaculus (lesser Egyptian jerboa) is the source of this 4936-nucleotide messenger RNA. It is a transcript of the gene Spock2, whose product is annotated as SPARC (osteonectin), cwcv and kazal like domains proteoglycan 2. Gene Ontology annotation, molecular function: calcium ion binding; protein binding. The transcript is spliced from 11 exons. NCBI's taxonomy places the organism in Eukaryota, Metazoa, Chordata, Mammalia, Rodentia, Dipodidae. The record is from RefSeq and is a predicted model, not a curated record. The coding region runs from base 272 to 1546 and encodes 424 amino acids.
CAGACACAACCCCUGCUGGCGCAGCCUCCCUGAUUCCCUCUCUCCCCCUCCCUCCCUCUCCGCGUCCAGCGCUGGGCUUUUUCAGACAAGUGCAUCUCCUAACCAGGUCACAUUUCAGCCUCGACCCACCCCUCGGUCAGUCACCAGAGUCAGACCGCAGGAGCCGGAGCCGCCGGAGGAGGGCCGAGGAGGACGGCAGCCAGCCGGGCGGAGGGAAGCACCGAAGAUCCCGCACAAGUCCAGACCCUCCAGGUCCAAGCCCGAGACCACGAUGCGCGCGCCGGGCUGCGGGCGAGUGGCGCUGCUGCUCCUCGUCGUCGCCGCGGUGGCCGCCCUGGCCGAAGGCGACGCCAAGGGGCUCAAGGAGGGCGAGACCCCGGGUAAUUUCAUGGAAGACGAGCAAUGGCUGUCGUCCAUCUCGCAGUACAGCGGCAAGAUCAAGCAUUGGAACCGCUUCCGAGACGAAGUAGAAGAUGACUACAUCAAGAGCUGGGCGGACAGUCGGCAAGGAGAUGAAGCUCUGGACACCACCAAGGACCCAUGCCAGAAGGUGAAAUGCAGUCGUCACAAGGUGUGCAUAGCCCAGGGUUACCAGCGGGCCAUGUGCAUCAGCCGGAAAAAGCUGGAGCACAGGAUCAAGCAGCCCUCUCUGAAACUCCAUGGAAACAAAGACUCUAUCUGCAAACCCUGUCACAUGGCCCAGCUCGCCUCGGUCUGCGGCUCUGAUGGCCACACUUACAGCUCGGUGUGUAAGCUGGAGCAGCAGGCAUGCCUGAGCAACAAGCACUUGGCAGUGAGAUGCGAAGGGCCCUGUCCCUGCCCCACCGAGCAGGCCGCCUCCACCGCCGAGGGCAAGUCAGAGACCUGCACGGGUCAGGACCUGGCUGACCUGGGGGAUCGACUGCGGGACUGGUUCCAACUUCUCCAUGAGAAUUCCAAGCAGAAUGGCUCAGCCGGCAGCGCAGCCAACCCUGCCAGUGGGCUGGACAAAAGCCUGGGGGCUAGCUGCAAAGACUCCAUCGGCUGGAUGUUCUCCAAGCUGGACACCAGUGCCGACCUCUUCCUGGACCAGACCGAGCUGGGCGCCAUCAACCUGGACAAGUACGAGGUCUGCAUUCGCCCCUUCUUCAACUCCUGUGACACCUACAAGGACGGUCGUGUCUCCACCGCCGAGUGGUGUUUCUGCUUCUGGCGAGAGAAGCCCCCCUGCUUGGCAGAACUGGAACGUACACAGAUCCAAGAGGCAGCCAAGAAGAAACCAGGUGUCUUCAUCCCGAGCUGUGACGAGGACGGCUACUACAGGAAGACGCAAUGUGACCAGAGCAGCGGCGACUGCUGGUGCGUGGACCAGCUGGGCCUGGAGCUGAGCGGCACCCGGAUGCGUGGCAACCCCGACUGCGAUGACAUCGUGGGUUUCUCGGGGGAUUUUGGGAGCGGCGUUGGCUGGGAGGACGAAGAAGAGAAGGAGGUGGAGGAGGCCGGCGAGGAGGCGGAGGAGGAGGAGGGCGACGCCGGCGAGGCCGAUGACGGAGGCUACAUCUGGUAGAUGGCCCUGGGGUGGGGGGGCGUGGCCGUGGCUGGCCAGGGUGCCAACGGCCAGGGAGAUGGGCCAGCAGAUACCUGGACAGCAGCAGGCAGCUUAGCGAAUGGAUCCGGAAGUCAGUGCGAAGGAGUCUGGCUUCAAGGGGAGGAGUGGAGGUGGGCGUGCGUGGCAUGUGUGACUGCGACGGGUGAGUGUGAGUGUGAGUGUGUGUGUGUGUGUGUGUGUGUGUAGCAUGUGCUCACAGAUGUGUCCUUGAUCUAUCCCACUCUUGGCGGCGAGCCACCCAGAGGCCCUUUCAAUCUCCUCCAAGUCCUUUUCUUUCCAUUUGCUUUUGGUUUUAACGUACACACAUUCACACACUUAUAUACAUACCGACAGGCCAAAAUCAGUGAAAUGAGCCCUUUCCCCUAGUCCCUCCAGCUGUACCCCAAAACCCUGGGAUCCCACCCUGUCCCAUCCAUCCCUGCCUGCCCUCCAUCCCUUCCUGCCCUUCUCCCCCCUCAAAAGGGGAGAUAGGGGAUUCACCCAAAGUUGGGCCAAUUAGGUGUGAGCACCUGUCAUCCUUGGGUGACCGGCCAAGCCUAUCCCUCUGCUGCGUUCCCAAGGACUAGGCACCCUUCGAACCCAAGCCGGAAUGACAGAGAUGGCCAAGAAGGAGCCGGGAGGCAGGAAAGGGGGAGGCAGGAAAGGGGGAGUCCCUGGAUGUCGGCUGCGGCCAUCCCAGCAGCUUCUGUGACCUCACGGGGGUCUGGGCUGUGGUCCCUCAGCUGAGCCUUACCAGCUCCCCUUGGUGAAGCCCAGAGUUGGGCUCGCUGCUCCCGCCUCCAUCCCCUCGCUGGAGACCCCCCUUGUCCACCCUAGGGAGCCCGAGAACCAGGAGCAGCAGAUGUGUGCCCACCUCCCCGGACCUCUAACAAAAUGCUCUUCUCCUGCCCACACCAGUAGAAAGACUUGUCCCCAAGACCUUGAGUGGAGAAGCUUCCAGAACAUGUUUUCUGACAAGGUCAUCUUGCCCUUGAGCAGUGCUGUCCUGGGCCAUUUGUUACACUACUUCUCUUAGCUCCUGGGGUUUCUUCUGUCUCCCCAGUCCCCAAGCGCUGCCCUGGCACGGUGGACCAACUUCCCAGGCUCAGAAGCCCUGUAGUGUACAAGAAGAGAUCGGUGUGUCAGAGGGGACAGGAUGGGGUGGUGCUAGGCCUGGAGACCACCCUUACUGUGCCCCAAAUCUCCAGGCUAGGCGGGCUAUCCUCAUACCAGAUGAGAUGAUGCCCGCGGUGGGUUUUCCUUAUGGGUUUGUUGUUUUGUCCGAAAUGCCCAGUUCUCCCUCUCUGAGCAAAUUCCUUAACACGUGUGAAGAAUUUCUUACCUGGUUUUGGGCCUCUGAUGCCUUUUCUGUACAUGGAGAGUGCAGUGCGUGCGUGCAUGCGUGCGUGCGUGUGUGUGUGUGUGUGUGUGUGUGAACCUAGAGGCCAUCCCGGUGGUUGUGGGAGAGCAAGGGCCAGCCCCUGUCUGCUGGGAACCUGGAUGGCCACGCGCGGUCCGUGGCUGAGGCUUCUUGGACAAGACUCCAGCCUGGCUGUCCCCAGCAUCUCCCGGUAUUGGCUGGUCGCAUCCACCGAGUGUUGGCUGGACUUAGAAGGAAGAGCCUCACCCUGUCUGUCCCUUUAAGCCACCCCGGAAUCCACACCUUCCGAGUCUUCUCCUGAGGAAAAUUUGGAAACUCCACUAAACCCCCCCAAAAGCGCUUCUCAUCCUGCAGCACAGCCCCAGCCCCUUCCUCCUCUCCCUGCCUCUGCGCCCUUCCUCUGGUCCCCGGCUCAGUCACAUCACCCCUCCGCUCUCCAGGGGCAACUCCUCCUCCUCCACCUGGAGCUACUGAAACUUCCUGCUCUCCCAAGAAUGGGGAUCUGGGGGUCCGGUUCUUCCUUUGCCCUAACUGGGCUUCAGGAGCAUCCCUGGGCAGCUGGGAAGGCUGUGGGGCUCUCUGGAGUGGGAGGCCGUGCAGAGGAAGGGAUGCCCUCCUCCUCUUACCACUGGCCCCCCCUCCUGGGAGGUGUGUGUAUGGGGGGGUCUGUGCUCUGUGUGUCUCUGAGUCUUCCGGUUGUACACGUUUCUCUGACUUUGUAAAUAUCCUUCAGGGAGAAAGCAAACGGGGCUGAACUCGGCCCCUGGCGGGCUUGCAGGGGUCCAGGCCUUGCUCUUCCCUGAAGACCCCCCCCAUGCUGCUUUGUGCCCCACUGAGAUACAGCCCCCCCACUUCCCCUCCAAGGCAGGCAGAGCCGUGGUUCCCAGUGGGCCAGAAGGCCUCCAAGGAGCUUCUGGUCAGUCAAGUUUAAGGUUCCCUAGGGAACAAGGUCACAGGUUGGAAGGUCUGCAGCCCUUGUGCCCUCAACCAAGUUGCCUGUCCAGACCCUCCUGGCACCUCCCUGCUCCCAUUCCCCUGACUUGCGCAGGGGAAUUAGGGCCCUGUUGAAAAGGGUUCACCCACUUAGAGCGGACCCACUUCUUGUCAGGAUCUAGACCUGCCCUCGGCUGCCCCAGGCCUGCCUUGGCCCAUGGGUGCUGGGGAAAAAAGGUGUGCGAGAUGGGGUAGGUCGGGGCUGGAGAAAAUCAAUGUGCCUGAGAGACCAUUCAGAGAGCCCAGCAACGACCGGGAUGGGGCCUGGCCUGGGAGCUUUGCAAGGAGGCCGAGCUGAUGAGAAGGACAAUGGGACAUCUUAAUUAUCAGUCCCUCCAGUGACCCACUGGGCCUCGACUGUCUCACUCCAGCCUGCCAGGUGUCAGAGGGCAGGCCACCCAUCCUGUCUUUCACUAGCUUUUUCCAUGACUAGCUUCUCCCGAGUGGGUGGGUGGGAAACGUCUUUGACACCUGAGUGGCCCUGGGGCCACAAGCUGGCGGUGGUCCCCGCGGAGAGCCCUGGAGCUCCGAAAGGAGACUGGAGACGUCUGUCCCGGGCACAGCACACCGCUUCCCAGCCCGCAUUCUUCUCAAACCGUCCGUCCGAUGUGCAAUAACUGAGCUUAGAGUUAAGAGUUGUGGUCAAGUGCUCGGGUUUCCGUCUGUAGAUUUAAGUGCUGAAAUUGUAUCUCUCAGUAACUUUAGAUGUCCUUUGAAAAAAACAAAUUUGAAAAACAAAGUGUUAGACCUGUGUGUGUGUGUUGAUGGGCACUCAAGCAACCCUUGGAUCACCCCCCUUCUCCCCUAUCUCUGCACCCCCUCCCCUCAUGCCCCGCUUCCCCACCUCAUGCCCCUCCUCCACCUGAGGCCCCGCCUUGUGUCGUCUUCAUCUGCCUAUUGCUCAGCCUAAGGAAACAAGUUCACUCUACACAUGCAUAAAGGAAAGCAAAUGUUAUUUUUAAGAAAAUGGAAAAUAAAAAACUUUAUAAACACCA